CAUUCUUUGUGUACCUUUUCACAUAGCAAUAAAACAGAUUGUGGUUUUUAUGGAGUGAGUGGUGUUAUAUCUGUCAAUCUUAUGUGUUUAAAUACGUAAAUGUGUGAAAUUCAGGAUUUUGCUAUUGAGCAUAAGGAUAUUUAUAUAAAGAAAUAUUCGGGGUGCUCAGAAAUGGACUUAUACAUCACCGACUCACUCCAGGAUAUGCUGGACAUGGACAUCAAGAACGAGAUGGCUACAGAUUUAAGCAGUAUAACGGAUUUUCCGGAUUCCCUGGGAUUAAAUUUUUCCGAACUCCCUCCCCUAUUAGAUAUGGAUACAGACAAUUCUUCGAUAUGGCUCAACAACUCGUCUAAUAGUUUUGUUCACAAUUUAGACCUGUACGGUUCCGAAGCAAACGCCGUAAUGGUGAAUCCUAACUCUGUAAUGCCGUCCACAUUCGCUGAAACUCCGGUAAAGAGUAUUGUUAAGGAAGAGGCGUCAAAUUUAUUACUAACGUCAGCAGCCAGCGGUGAUUCAAAUAGCAACACGUCGGCACCCAGCCCUAAAGAGGAGAAGAGCCAUCUUACCUUCUCACCGAACACGAUCAAGGUACCUAAGGUGGAACCAGAGGAGCCCGUUGUCAAGAAACCCCUUGAAGAAGCCACACAAAUGGUCAUCUAUGUGCGGAAACAGGACAAGCAUGUAGUGAAGGAUUUAUUUAAGGACUUGGACACUAGCAAACUGAAGACCAACACCACGCCAACGCACACUCAAACCGUCAGGAUAAAGGCAGCUCAGGAACUAAUAAAAGUCAAUAAUAAAAACUGUUCAAUUCUGAACACGAGCCAAAAAGUAACGCAACAAUUAGGAACUAAAACCAUUAUCUCCGGCAAUAUUCAUAUAUUAGACGCACAGCAAUCUAGGACAAUUUUAGCAAAUAGUAACAAGAGUCAAGCGACAAUACUAAUUGACAACUCGUUGAACAAUAAUAGGCAAAUAAUUAAGACUUCGGUCAACGGAGCGUUUACAGUGGACGCGAGCCAAGCAAAGUUCGUAAACACGACAACCAAGCUCACUGCCGGGGCGGGAGAGUUCCCUAAGCCCGCGUAUUCUUACUCUUGUUUGAUCGCGAUGGCGCUCAAAAACUCGAGGACCGGUAGUUUACCCGUGUCAGAGAUUUACAACUUCAUGUGUCAACAUUUCCCUUAUUUCAAAACGGCUCCAAAUGGCUGGAAAAAUUCAGUACGUCACAAUCUUAGUUUAAAUAAAUGUUUUGAGAAAAUUGAAAAGCCGUCGACGAAUGGCAGUCAAAGAAAAGGUUGCUUAUGGGCGAUGAAUCCGUCGAAAGUGGGGAAAAUGGACGAGGAAGUUCAAAAGUGGUCGCGGAAAGAUCCUCAGGCUAUUAAAAAGGCGAUGGUUUAUCCAGAAAGCUUAGAAGCGCUAGAACGGGGCGAGAUGAAGUACAGCGGAGCGGCGGGAGACGCAGAAGACGACGACGCAGACGUAGACCCCGACGCCGAGCUCGACGCGGACGUCGAGAUCGACCCCGAGAUCAAGACUGAGGUCGACGAGGAGGAGAUCAUCGAGCAGGAGGUGUCGGACCAGGAGCUGGAGGUGGAGGAGGUGUCAGGCACGGGAAUGGUGGGAGGCACGUACCGCCUGCUGGCCGCGUCCGGCGCGCUGCACGAGUACCUCGAGCCCGACGACGACGAGAGCGACAUCGAAGUGUUAGAUCAAUCCUAUGAAGAAAUCGAUAUCGACGUAACAAAACCCAUGAAGUUUGACCUAUCAGUCACAGAAAAUUAUACAAUUCAUUCCGCGAAGAGGGCGAAGACGAGCUUCAUCUACCAGCCGGUGACGACGCAGGCGCACACGAGCCGACGGAAAACGCCGCUCGUCAACCGGGUCGCGCUCAUCUAGACCACCACACACACACACACACAUGUGAUCUACAGGGGUCGAGGCGGUAGGUAGUUUAGCGUAGGCGAACCAGUGAUCGUUCUGUUCCAUUAAAAAUUAAAUAAUGUCAAAUUCGAAUUGUAAUAAUUAAGUUGAGCGUAUGGUGCCCCUUUUUGGCACGUAAAAAGUAUGCCCGUAUUGUGAGGCCGUUUAGCGAGCGGACACUUGUUACAUAUCUUACACUGUAUAUUAGUUUAGUUUAAGGGGAAUUCGAAGCUCACGCGUGACCGCUUCUGCGUUAGAUAGUGAGGUCCGUGAAACUUUUAAUAAUGGUACUAUAAAAUAAAUAAUAGUGUUCAAACGUCGGCGAUAUACGAGUAUGAAAUGUUCCCAUAUUAGUUUGUAAGGGGCCGUGUUGCGGCCGCAUUGUGAGUACAAAAACGUUUCUGCUACUGUAUUGACACUUUUAUACGCUUACUGUAAUGUUGCGUUACGUAGCAUUUAUAACUAUAUUUUGCUAAAAUUGGUAGUUAUCCCGUAAACAGUAAAGCAUCAGAAUUUACUGAAUGAAAUAACACCAAAUAAUUAUAGUAAAUAAACAAAUUGAUAGUGUUAGUGAAUAAUUCAUUCCAUAGGCAACGGUUUUUAGUUCUUUACCAAUUUGCGCGUAAUCUAUUGAGCAUGGUUGACAGGAACUAUAGAAAUUAGUUGACUUAUCGACUAAAGUCUCGGUACAGUAGCGCGCGCGCGCCAUAGCGGGUAUUAAGUAAGUUCCCACCGCUAUUACAUAUUUAUGUUCUACUUUACAUAAGACAGUUGACACAGGCAGCUAGUCUGUUAUGCAAUAUAGUGCCAAAUACUGUUCCACGCGGUAACCAAUAACUAAGUUGUGUUAUGUCUAUCUGUAUACGAGUACUGGAACUAUAAUAUGGCACUAUACCGACUUGUAACCUCCCAUCACGCAACUCUAUGGUCUUGACAACAACAUGCUAUUAGAUUCUAAGGUCGUGUCACGGAAAAUGCAACGUGGUUCACUACGUCUUGUAUUCGUAUGAGUCAGUAUUUGUCUUGAGUCAGUACUCGGACAAUAAUAUAGAGCAAUGAACUUGUAUACCAGUUGGUAUUGGUACAUUGUAUAUGCAAACAGUCGAGACUAGUAAAAUAUUGACUUGACUCUUUUUAGGCACAUCAUUAUUGUUUUGUUGUAAAGGCAAAUAAAAGACGAGCGAUGAUGGAAGGUUUUUACCAAAACAAAUGACUCUUCUCUGAGCCUACAGCCCGGGAUCGUACCUGUCCCAACUCCUAACUUGGCCGGGAUCAGAAAAGACUCAUUUUUAUACAAUACCUCUCAUUGAUUAAUUAAGUCUAUUAAGUAUGUGACGUUAUUGUGUUUGUUGUUUGUUAAGUGUUUCUCGUACGAGCAAAACAAUAAGUUUGUCAAUAAAUACGCCGGCUAAUCAUGUCAAUAAGCUAUCUAUAGGUCAUUCCAGGCGGUAUCUUAUGAUAUAGGUAGGGUGUGCUCAGUUAAAUCUUCUAGUCGGCAGCAUACGUUCUAAAUAGACGGAUGCGCUUGUCGGCUAGCCCUGCUGUUGUGCCUAGAUUCUGUUAUUUAUGACGUAUUGAAUAAUAACCAUACAUUAUCCCCAACUCUAUUGUGUUGGUAUUUUCAUUCAGCUUUCAGGAUAUUCAUACAUCUAAUUACUGUAAUCGUAAUAAAUAACAGCGACUAGUUUCAACAUCAAGUCUUCCAGGCAAUAGACAAAUACUUUCAUGAAAGUGGCUUUUACAGAACUGAAUAAAGUUUGCUAUUAGACUUUUCCAGUAGUAUUUUAACUAUUUUAAGUGAUUGAAUUGAGGUGCAAAAUUAUAUUAAGGUUGUGUUGAUAACGGUAGAUCUCAUGUCUUCAAGAUCAUGGUUUGUUACGGAUAAGCACACCCCUAGUCCAAUGCAUUUAAACACGUUACGCGGUAGGGACGAGUGACCUGUCAUAUAAGUUCAAGACUUGUAAUACAAGUGUUUUACAAGCGCUGCUUGUACGGAAUACAAUCUUUAUAAUAUAUAUUUGGCCGGAAAACGUGAUUAGACACAUCUGAAUAAAUAAUCUAUUGUCAAGAAGUUAAAGAGUCAAAUCAUGUGUGCUUGUUAUGGCGACCGUAGGUAGGUACCGUGACGACACACUUGCAAUGCAAGAGUUUUAACUUUUAUGACACGGACACAUAGGAUUGAUGAAAUUUCAAGUGAUACGAUGUUAGGAAAAGUAACGUGCAAAUAGGACUUGUGAUUUAUUGGAUGUGAAUGUGUUAGUGAAAUUGUGUUAACAAAAAGAUUGUAUUAAAAAAGAGUAAUGGCGUAAUGGACUGACAACAAAGCCUAAAAUUUAUAAACAUGAUCGUUUAUAUCUGGCUAUACGUACAGUAUUGUAACGUCCACUAUUACCGUGAGGGGGACCUAAUAAAACACAAGAUUGUAUUUACGUUCACUAACGGUACGUCUGCUCCCGCCGCGGUCUGUCCUCCGAAUGCCGGGUCUGCCGCGAGCGGAGCGGACCGCAGUGCACAUGUAUUUAUGUAUACAUUACAAUUAUAACUUGCAAAUUAGGUUUAUUGAAGUUUUCUAUGUACCUAUAUCUUCAUUGGCAUGUUCAGUGGCAUUCUUCUCCGCAAACAUCGCUUCACGCGACUAAUGUCAGUUGCAUAGAACUGUAAUCAAUUUGUACAGUCGCCAUCAUAUCGGAGCGACCAAAGAGCUCACAAAUAUCUGAACACGCGUUUAUUGUCUGCGUAAAUUGUUAGUCCAAUCUGUUGACCAUCAGCUCGACAAUCGUUUAUAUUUUUGUCAUUGACGUAUAAUAUCUAAGGACGGGCCUGAUGGGCACUCAAAAUGGUACUAGUUCAGCUGACACCGCUGACGAAUGUCACUCACGAAUUCGAGCCAAUCGUGCAAUCUAAACCCAACUAGUUGCGUCCAAUCGCGCUCGUGAUGCGAACUCAUCAUCAUCAACCAAUCGGGUUUUAGCGGUGUCAUACCGCUUUACUGGCCCCACUCAUGCCCCAUUCAUAUUGCCCGUAAGGCCAGUCCUUAGAUAUUAUACGUCAAUGAUUUUUGUCGAUGUUUCUUGCUCAGAAGAAUCCACCUCAAUACACUGCUGUCAAGGAUGCGCUUUGCUGCAUUACAAUACGCAUCCCUCCAUAUGCCCAUUACUCUUUAACGGUAUAUGUAAGUAGCUAAUUAGAUCAUGGCCCAAGUAACAAAUCUGUCUUGAAGGGUAGCAGCGGUUGCGCACGUGGCGAUUCGUUUUUAGUACUUUUAACUAUUAUUAUGUUAUGUAGCAUCUAGGACCUAAAGUUCGUGUGUAAAAACGUUCGUCGUGCAGUGCACAGCCGCCCUAGUUUAUGGAUGUUGGUUAAUCUGAAAGAAAGGAAAAUGUAACUUGUACGACAAAAUGUGACGUCAUCAACCAAAAGGUACCACAUUGUCGGUUGUAAUAAGGCUGAUUUCAAAUUGAAGCUAUAUGGAAAUAGCGCCUUAUUGACAACCUACAGUACCCUUUUGGUUGAAAAUGGCACAAAUAUUGAAAUCACCAGCGUUCUAAAGUUGGAACGCAACAAAACUUUGUUAGGUGCAUACUGCUAUUAUUAUUGACAUAAUUAAUAAAAUUUCAAUAGCGUGCAAUGUGUAAAUAGAUUUAGCGGGAAAUAAUUUGCUUAUAAUAAUUAAUAACACUGCGUAUGUUUGUGAAUUUUUAUUGAUAAUAAAUUAAUACAUAAAUACUAUUUUAGCUACACUUACGUGUUUAUGAAUUAUGUGUAAGCAAAACAUUUGCUGAAAAAACGAUAAUUUUGUAUUGCUUGAAGGUAAACCCCACUAAACUUGUCGUAAUAUAUAGUAAUGAUGAUAUGGUUGCAAAUGGCGUAUUGGAUGUAUGUAUCUAGUAGAACUGCCGCAUAAAGCAAUGCCAAGAAUCUGAACUUUUAAUAUUGGACUUCCGUAAAGUAAUAAAUAAUGAAGCAUUGUAACGUAUCUCUAACCAAUUUUGUAACAUAAAAUAGAAUUUGUAUUUUUCCACUGCCAGUAUUUCAACAUCCAUGUAAAAUAUGAUUAAAUAAAAUAAAUAGUUUGUAAGACAGCAGUAGAAAUUUAAAUGUAGGUUUAUUACUAAAUAAUGUAAGGAUGCCGAGUCGAAUAUGAUUUUUUAAUAACAUUUUUGUAAUAAAAAUGAAAUUCAAUAA
This is a messenger RNA of Cydia splendana, 6111 nucleotides long. RefSeq lists its product as uncharacterized. Bases 100 to 1902 code for a protein of 600 amino acids. NCBI's taxonomy places the organism in Eukaryota, Metazoa, Arthropoda, Insecta, Lepidoptera, Tortricidae. The transcript has 8 exons. The record is from RefSeq and is a predicted model, not a curated record. Gene Ontology annotation, biological process: regulation of transcription by RNA polymerase II. Gene Ontology annotation, molecular function: DNA-binding transcription factor activity, RNA polymerase II-specific; transcription cis-regulatory region binding.